Messenger RNA from Rhodotorula graminis WP1, 465 nucleotides. RefSeq lists its product as uncharacterized. The record is from RefSeq and is a predicted model, not a curated record. Bases 115 to 387 code for a protein of 90 amino acids. The transcript is spliced from 5 exons. Lineage: Eukaryota; Fungi; Basidiomycota; Microbotryomycetes; Sporidiobolales; Sporidiobolaceae.
GACCACCUCGAGCUCGUCUAGCGCGCAUAGCUCAGCACUUCAGCCACUCGCCGCUCGCCCAUCUUCAUCGCCUCGUCCUUCAUCUCAACCCCGCUCUCCCCUUUCCCCUCCUCCAUGUCCGGCCGCGUCCCGAUCGGCUCGUUCCUCCUCCUCAUCGGCACCGCCACCGGCCUCGCGUACGGCCUCAUGGCCGUCACGACCCCGUCCGACCAGCAGUUCUACGACUCGCUCGCGCCCGACCUCAAGCGCAAGGUCGACGCCCAGCGCGCACUCAAGCAGGGCGCACAGAGCGAGCUCGUGCGAGAGAGCCAGGCCCAGCUCGACGCCAUCAAGGCACAGAACGAGGGUCCGGUGUGGGCCGACGCGGUCGACCCGCGAAAGAAGUGAUCGGCUCGGACCUCGUCUCUCUGUAUCAGCGACCCUCGCAGACUGCCCUGUAAUCACACUCGUUCCCGCGCACUCUUU